This is a messenger RNA of Gamsiella multidivaricata, 579 nucleotides long. RefSeq lists its product as uncharacterized. The record is from RefSeq and is a predicted model, not a curated record. Bases 1 to 579 code for a protein of 192 amino acids. The transcript is spliced from 3 exons. NCBI's taxonomy places the organism in Eukaryota, Fungi, Mortierellomycota, Mortierellomycetes, Mortierellales, Mortierellaceae.
AUGACAAUACAAGGCCUGCACGUAACGUCCCUGAUGCCCUCCUCCUCUGAGUUCACGGCGUACAACGGUCAUUUUGGUGGCAAGCUCUUGAAGCUGUACCAAAUCACAUACCAGGAAUUCAUCCCGCGCAACCUUGCCUCUUCUGACUGGCGAACAGGACCUUACUUCCAUGGCACCGGACACUGCGGCUGUCUCGUGAAGCGGGUCGAAGAAGGUGACCCCAUCACGAUCAAAGCUCAGGAGUGGUGUGGCAACCCGCAAUGCGCUACCCAGGGUAUCCUUAACCACGGUCAUUUGCUGACUUGGAGUAGAGGCGAAGUCCCUACAGCCACUGGGUAUGCGACCAAUAAGUCUGGCAACCAUUUUCUGCUGUCGUACUUUGUGUGCAAGGCCCGGAACUUUGGAGCCGGAGGAUAUUCAUCCAAUCCUCCUCGCCAUCGUCCGGAGCCAACUAUGACCGCGUAUGCUCCGAUCCUUGCUCCAAGUUCGGCUGUCAUCGGACGUUCCGUACCGGCUACUGUAGCGGCGUGGGCGCAGCGUUGCCGCCAACUCUUUAGUACCGCCCAAAGAAUCUUUUGA